GGCAUCAUGGGAGUUGAAUUUAGCGGUCCGAAGUACACCCAUGGACCUACUGCUGAACUCUGCGAUCCCGUGAUCCAGUGUUUCGUCCCCGUUCUCUAAAGUCAAGCUUCACCCAUCGCGGACAACUUUAAUACGUCCAUGACAAGGAGUCACAUCACAGACCAGUGUAAAGAUGGCUGACACCAGGUGUACCCAAGGCUUUGAGGACACCGCCACUCAUGUGAACGUCAAAGAGUACUACGGUAAGGUCCUGAAGAAGACGGUGGAUCUGAAGACCAAUGCCUGUAUGACGCCUUCCUCGCCCGUCCCUCUGCACAUCCGCCAGGCGCUGAAGAUGGUGCACCCUGAAGUCAGUGACAAGUACUACGGCUGUGGUCUGGUGGUCCCGGAGAGCCUGCAGGGCUGCCGCGUGCUGGACCUGGGCAGCGGCAGCGGGAGGGACUGCUACAUGCUGAGCCAGCUGGUCGGGGAGAAGGGCUACGUCACGGGGAUCGACAUGACAGAGGACCAGCUGGAGGUGGCCAGGACGUACGUCGACUACCACAUGAAGGAGUUUGGCUACAAGAAGCCCAACGUCAGUUUUGUCCAGGGAUACAUCGAGGCCCUGAAGGAGGCGGGCAUCGAGGACGGGUCCUGUGACAUCAUCAUUUCCAACUGCGUGGUGAAUCUGUCUCCGGACAAGAAGCGGGUUCUGGAGGAGGCGUUCCGCGUUCUGAAGGAUGGGGGUGAGUUCUACUUCAGUGACGUCUACAGCAGCAGGCGGCUGACGGAGGAGCUCAGACGCCACCAGGUCCUUUGGGGCGAGUGCAUCAGUGGGGCUCUGUGGUGGGAGGACCUCCUCCAGCUGGCCGGGGCGGUGGGCUUCAGCGCGCCCCGCCUGGUGACCGCCAAACCCGUCACCGUGGACAACAGCGAGCUGCAGAGCAUUCUGGGGGACUUCCGCUUCGUCUCGGCCACGUACCGGCUCUUCAAGGUCCCGGCCGGCGCCCGGACGCCCGCCCUGGUCAUGUACGAGGGCAACGUCACCGGCCUGGAGGAGAGCUUCACCCUUGACACGCACUACACCUUCAAGGUGGAGGAGGCGGUGGUGGUGGACGGCGAGGUGGCAGAGAUCCUGAGCCGCUCCCGGUUCUCCGAUGCGUUCACCGUGCAGCGGGGCGCUCUGGCCCCGCCCGGCGCUGCCGCUCCCAAAACAGACGUUGUGAAUCCGUUUGAGCUGAGCCAACGGAAGGAGAAUGCAGUUCCCGGACCUGCCACAGGGGGAUGCUGUGGGGCAAAGUCAACCGCAUGCUGCAAAUAAAUAAGCGGAGAGAUGUUGAUUGAUUUCCUACUGUCAAGUAUGGAAUUCAUUCGUACAUCAUUCAUGUCUUAGCUUUCCUCAAUAACCAAUGCUUUUUUCAAGGUAGAAAAAAAAUGAGUAGGUCGAUGGAAUGCUUUUGUAAUUUGCCCAUAAUUCGCCUAGGAGAAUAUCCUACUUUCAGAAUGAGUUGAUAUAAUAAAGUAUUAUAUGAAAUAUGUAGUAUUCAGCUUUAUACCUCUGAAAAGUCGUGACAUCACAAUGUUACAAUGUUUUCAUGAUGGGUGGACUUCUGCAUUUUAAAUAAAGGAUUCAAAUCAA
This is a messenger RNA of Gadus macrocephalus (Pacific cod), 1618 nucleotides long. It is a transcript of the gene as3mt, whose product is annotated as arsenite methyltransferase. Gene Ontology annotation, molecular function: arsenite methyltransferase activity. Gene Ontology annotation, cellular component: cytosol. The record is from RefSeq and is a predicted model, not a curated record. Bases 173 to 1300 code for a protein of 375 amino acids. Gene Ontology annotation, biological process: arsonoacetate metabolic process; toxin metabolic process. The transcript is spliced from 11 exons. Lineage: Eukaryota; Metazoa; Chordata; Actinopteri; Gadiformes; Gadidae.